Molecule: messenger RNA, 2076 nt
Organism: Fusarium keratoplasticum
Lineage: Eukaryota; Fungi; Ascomycota; Sordariomycetes; Hypocreales; Nectriaceae
Exons: 6
Coding region: 1-2076 (691 amino acids)
Biological process (GO): transcription initiation at RNA polymerase III promoter
Cellular component (GO): transcription factor TFIIIC complex
Molecular function (GO): histone acetyltransferase activity
Source: RefSeq, a predicted model, not a curated record
AUGGAUAAAUCCAAGACACGCCCCCUCAGAACCAUCCAUCUGAAAUCACGUCCGCUUACAUCACACGCCCUCUCGUGGUCCUGCGACGGCGAAUUAGCGGUCGCGACAGAUGACACCAUCUACAUCUUCAUCCCCGAGUACCCGAGAGGCGGCGGCCCCGACGACGCGGGGGAGGACGAGGAGCUCCAGAGCCAGUUUUCACUGUCCUACCGCGCCUCAGGCUUGAUCCGCCCAGAUCCGACCAUCAACGCACAGCUGUGCUCCUUCUCGGGCAUCAGAGUUGCAGGGCCGCCCGCAAAUGACGAGAAUUGGUUCCCGGGUGUGGGAAAUGGUCUGGUGACGGGCUCGGGGGCUUCUAUUUGCCAGAUUGUGAGGUUGGAGUGGUCGCCAAAUGGGCUAGGGUGCAACCUACGGCCAAUCCUGACGGCCUUGUCGACCAACGGGGGCGUGUAUGCACUGGGGGAGCACAUCGACAUGCAGUCCACCAUGGUUGCUGGGAUGCGAACCAGGAGCUUCAAGGCGUGGAAGACGCUUUGGGGCUUGGGGGCUCAGCUGCCGCUGCCAGAUGCGAGCGUGGAGGAUGGGUUUCGGAACAUGAAUGAGCGGAUCCAGUCGUUCUCCUGGGCGAAGGAGCUUGCUCCGGGAAGGGCACUUAUGGCAUAUUGCAACGACGCGGAAGAGGUGGCUAUCAUGAGCAUUCAGCUGUUUCCACGACCAAGGGAGGGAGAGCCGUCAAUUGAUGAGACGAUAUGGGACAUCCGUGAAGUUGGACGGUUCGAUGGAAGAGGGAAACAUACCAAGGAAGAUGCCAUGGAUAUCACAGACCCAGACUAUGUUCCUCACGGAAGCGCCUUUUCCCUAGACUGGAGCCCCUGGUUCCUCGUCGACGGCAAACGGGUAGCAAUCUUGGCGUAUCUUGCAAAGAACUACGUCGGGUUCCGAAGGAUCACGAUUGCCGGCGACUGGGAAAGGGGCCAGACGCCACAGGUUGAGGUUGAGCAGACGGAUAUGACGUCCAUCUGCAUGUUCCUCUCGACAGACGCCUACAUCAAGUGGGAAGAUCAGAUCGUAACUACAAUGGCCAGAGGCGUCAUCGCUACACCAUUUGAUGUGAAACCGUUCCAGGUUGCAGUUGAUGAGACCGCAAAGGAAGCUGCCGAGCCACACUACACAUGGGAGUGCGCAACGUCAUAUUCCAAGGAGGAUGAACAGACUUCACUAAAUCCUAUUUCUGGACUCAUGAUUCACGACCGAGAUGCUUCAAACGUGGGCUCCGUACCCUAUUACUCAAUAGUCAGGUUGUCGGCCACCGGAAAGAACCAAGACUGGUUUCAGACCAACCUCCCUGACGCAGAAGCCUCGCUCCCGCAGUGGGCUGCAAAGAUCAGGAAACACACGACAAGACUCAUCCCCAGAGCCAUGGCGCUGGAAGGCUUGGACUCUGAUUCGGACGACUCUGAAUAUGACAUGAUGGAGGAAGACAGCUCGCAGCUACAAGUCCACGAGUCACGAUAUCGUAUCUGGGGCAUGGCAUCCUCACCUGGGGGCAGCGUGACGGCAGUACUCGUGUCACGGUACAGCACACAACAUCCAGAACGUCGGGCCCUCUGCAAGGUCAUGUUCUCAAGGGAUGAACAGGUUCAACAGAAUGGGAUCAUGCCAUCUGUGAGACCGCUCACGACCGAGGGACAGGUCUGGGAGUGGAUGUACGGCAACAGACCCGAGGUGGCCGGAACCACAGCGGAGAGCAAGAUAUCGCAGGAGUUGCACAACUCGCCGCUUAGAGAGCAGUUCAGGAGUGUUGCGUCAAGACAGCACUGUGUCUUUUGUGACGCAGGUCUGCAGAUGGGGGGAGAUGAAGCAAAGUGCGAGAACGGGCACAUGUUUGCACGGUGUGCCUCUACGGGGCUGGCCAUCAUGGCUCCGGAUAUCUCGCGUAUCUGCGCCGUGUGCGAAUUGCGGUGCCUGAAGGUGACAGAGCUGACGCGAAUAGCUGAGGAGCAUCUUGGGGCUGGAACGAUGGUUGAAUCAUCAGGCGAAGUUUGCGGUGGGUGUGGAGGAAAGUUUGUCGCCUAG